Messenger RNA from Didymosphaeria variabile, 915 nucleotides. RefSeq lists its product as uncharacterized. NCBI's taxonomy places the organism in Eukaryota, Fungi, Ascomycota, Dothideomycetes, Pleosporales, Didymosphaeriaceae. The transcript has a single exon. The record is from RefSeq and is a predicted model, not a curated record. The coding region runs from base 1 to 915 and encodes 304 amino acids.
AUGGUGCCCUUCCGGGCUUCUCAGCACAACCGACGAAGCCUCCGCGACCUCGAUGCCGAAAAAGACGCCAGCAGACUCCAACGGGAGGAGCGCAACAAGUACAACGUCGUCAUGACUUUCCCUGUACAUCCUCUGGGCCUCAUGCAGGGGCCCUUUGAAGAGUCGAUGCUCGAUGCCACCGGAGGAACCGGCUUUGUUCCUUUCAAGAACCCCAAGAAGACCAUAGAGCAACGCCAGCACAUGCUCUGCAGAGAACACGACGCUCCUGAGCUCACUUGGAAUUUCACGUACAAUUGCCAUUGGCGGAACAAGUCCAAGGGCAAAUACCAUCCCCUGUUAAAGACGGUCGCGCAGAUCAUCUUUGGUGUGCAUUUGCUGCAUCAACACCUGGAGAAGUCGGUUGCUGAUGUGGCCGACAUCUUGCUGAAGCAUGUCAACGAGCUCGACAGCUUCUUACAACGAGCAAACGAGGAUAUUGAAGGAAGUUUGAAGGACAUGCUGUUCCGAAGGAAAUGCUUGAAAGUUCCCAUGGAGCACGUAAAUGAGUUCGACCGACUUCUCGACGAUCGCACGUAUCGAUUCCAGCUACUGGAGGGCAACGUCACGAUAGAACGAACCAUCAAUCGCAUGUCGCAGAUGCUGAACGACUACUUGGUCGACAUAAACACGUUUCAAAACGCGAACCAGCAGCUCGACUCCUAUCUCCUUCAAAUAGGACAUAAUUGGACUGCAAUGGAUGGAGAUAUCGGUCGCAUCUACUCAGCCAUGUGCGGGAACACCGGAGGUUGGGCACAAUUCCUUCAGAGCCUGGUCGCCAAAGCCGAAAAGCUGGGUGUCGUCCUGGUGCAAGUGAGCAGCUAUUGCAACGAGAUCGAGAAACGGUGCGGGGCAGCUAGCCGCCGUAGUAUGGUAUGA